Molecule: messenger RNA, 2018 nt
Organism: Cuscuta epithymum
Lineage: Eukaryota; Viridiplantae; Streptophyta; Magnoliopsida; Solanales; Convolvulaceae
Source: the annotation of a GenBank genome assembly
GGAGUUCAAAUUGAUUAUGCGGUGGAUGUUUGGUCUUUAGCUUCACUGUUGCUUUGGAUUCUUAUAGGGGAACCUUUUGCUCAAGAGAUGAGGGUUUAUUUGCGGUAUAUAAUUGAAUGUGAUGAAAUGCAUUGUGAUUUUUUUGGAUGGUAUACAGAGUGGAUGGAGAGGAUUGUUUGUUUAUUUGAAUGUCAAUUGAAACCUGAAUUUAUACCUUUAUCGGAUAUUUUCUGUAAGUGUUUGGAUUUCAAUCCUGAAAACCGCUCACCCGUGAUUGAACUAUGGAAAAGCUUGAGAGAAGUGAUGGUCAAACCAGAUAUUGAUGUCUUAACUAACUUAAAACAGGUAAAGAACCAGCAUAGUAUUCCUCUUUGCCUGCUUUUCGGAGAGCUCUGUCUAUCAAAAUGCCUAUCAAUCUGCAGGGCCAACAAACAAUCUUCUGAUGGAAAAGAUGAUGUGGAAGAUGAAAUCUUGAAGGUUGGUAAGGAUGUUGUUGACAGCAUACCUGAUGGCCAGAUCAAAUGUAUUGAUCUGAUAGGACAUCGUGAUUGUAUAACAUGCUUUGCUAUUGGAGGGGGUUUCCUUUUCAGCUCAUCCUUUGAUAAAGUGGUCAAUGUGUGGUCUUUGCAGGAUUACUCUCAUGUACAUGCAUUUAAAGGGCAUGAGCAAAGAGUUACUGCUGUCAUAUUUGUGGAUGAUGAACAACCUAUGUGCAUUAGUGGUGACAAUGGGGGUGCCAUAUGCAUUUGGGUUGCCACUGUUCCACUGGGACGAGAACCAAUAAUUAAAUUAUAUGAGCAAAAGGAUUGGCGGUAUAGUGGUAUUCAUGCCCUUGCUGUAUCAGGAAACAACCAUCUAUACACCGGCAGUGGAGACAAGUCAAUAAAAGCUUGGUCACUGCAGGAUUACACAUUAUCAUGCACAAUGACAGGUCAUAAGUCAGUUGUUUCUUCACUGGUAAUUUGCAAAGAAGUCCUUUACAGUGGAAGUUGGGAUGGAACUGUGCGAUUAUGGUGUCUUAGUGAUCACAGUCUGUUGGCAGUGCUUGGGGAAAAUAUGCCUUCAAACUUGAAUUCGGUGCUAUCUGUUGCUGCUGAUGAGGAUUCACUUGUUGUAGCUCACGAGAAUGGCAUUGUUGAGAUGUAAUACUACAAGAGUUACCAAGAAAGGGAACUAUUCCAGCACACGCGUGAUUCUGAAUUCAUGCAUUGUCAUUUUCUGGUAAAGCUCUUACAUAAUAAUCAUCUGAUUGGUCAGAUCUGGUGUAAUGAUACGCUACUGAAAUCUACACAAGCGCACAAUGGCGCUGUAUUCUGUGCCUGCAAGAAGGGGCGAUGGAUCUUCACUGGUGGGUGGGACAAGGUUGUAAAUGUACAGGAACUAUGCGGGAAAGAUACUCAGAUAGAUGCCACUGCGUUUGGAUCAAUUUCUUGUGAUUCUGUGGUAACUGCCCUUCUAUACUGGCAAGGCAAGCUUUUCAUUGGACAAGCUGAUAGAGUAAUCAAGGUAUACUACUCUACGGAGCAGUAAUUUCUUGGAAGAACGUUCAAAUGCAAAAAGUGUACAUUAUAGUGUUACAAACCAACAAUACAUUUCAAAACAAUGUGGAAAGAAAGAACUGUAUAGAGACCCCUAGUGAGAAAAGGGGAGCACAUGCGUACAUACAUUGGAAGAGUUAUUUGAUUAUGGCUAUAAAUUGCCUAUAGUGACAAGAAGCCUGCAGGUACCCCGGAGUAGCAGCUGCAGUGGCAUUUGGGGAAGGUGUAGCAGGUUGAUUUGGUAGAGAGAGAGCCAAAGUCGUAUUCAUGGGAUGGGAAAUGAUUUAGUUGAGAUAAAUGUAGGCGUUUAAGUGAAAAUUUGGGGGAACUUUAAAUUUUCGUGCUUUAGUGCAUUGUAAUUAGUAAGAAUCCUACAAAAAAAUUUGGAGGGAAUUUAUACUUGUAAUUGUAUGACUGGACGAGCACUAUAGAAUCAUCACUUCAAUUGUCAUUUGUGUAGUUUUUACUCUUUUAGUAGUC